AUGACCAUCAACAAGGCAAUGUGUGACUUAGGGGCUAGUAUUAAUCUGAUGCCUUCCUCUCUAGUGAAAAAGCUAUGCAUGGAAGAAGUGAAACCAGUACAGAUGUCUUUAAAAUUGGUAGACAAGUCAGUGAUAUGUCCCAGGGGUGUGAUUGAGAACCUUCUAGUAAAGGUAGACAAAUUCAUAUUCCCUGCUGAUUUUGUGGUCUUAGAUUCAGACGAGGAUGAUGGUGAUUCUAUUAUACUAGGAAGACCAUUCUUGGCCACUGCUAGGGCCAUUAUAGACGUAGAAAAAGGAGAGUUGACCCUCAGAAUGCAUGAUGAAGCGUCACCCUGA
Messenger RNA from Arachis ipaensis, 336 nucleotides. RefSeq lists its product as uncharacterized. NCBI's taxonomy places the organism in Eukaryota, Viridiplantae, Streptophyta, Magnoliopsida, Fabales, Fabaceae. The record is from RefSeq and is a predicted model, not a curated record.